AGCGAAUUGACGUGUAUAUUUUGCCCAUCAAUGGCGUAAAAAUUACAAGAUAGUUGAAGAUAUGAUAAAAAUUGAUAAAAUAUCGUGUGAAAAAGUGUAAUUUAAGUUAUUUAAAUAUGCUUCCCACCUACUCAAGGUCCACCACUACUCAAACAACCUCCUUCUUCUCCCGAAAAUCAUUCCGAAACAGUGAAAAAUUACUCAUUAUCCUAGUUCUCCUAACAUUCUGUUUUGUGUGCUUCUGUGGAUUUUUCUUCCUUCCGGACAACUUCAGUAGCAAUCGGGUAUUGAAUGUGUACAAGCAGUUGCAAAAAGCGGGACCAGAGAUUUUCAUACCAGCUCCCCCAAUAGCCCAGCAAGGAUUCAAUGGGGCUGAUGUUGACCCACAUCUCAUUGAUGACAGGGAGAAGCUGGCAGCUAAGAUUCAGGGGGAGCUGGGCGAUAUAAUUGAUCGACCAGAGAUUCAUAGGGAGGAAAAAUCAGACAAGGCACUGGGGGAGAGUGGUCAGCAGGAGGGACCACUGGAUGGAAGUAUUAAUCAAUUGCCGAGCGGAAGUGAUGAGAAAAUUGGCACGACAACACUCAAAUUUGGCCCAGAAAGUGGCCAAGAUUCCGAUGCAACGAUCCGACAGAAAAGGGAAACAGUAAAGCAGAUGAUGCUUCACGCUUGGAAUAAUUACAAGCAAUUUGCAUGGGGAAAGAAUGAAUUGCGCCCAAUAUCAAAGAGAGCACACUCUGGGAGUGUUUUUGGCGCAUUUGAUUUUGGGGCAACAAUUAUCGAUGGUCUCGAUACGUUGUACAUGAUGGGAUUGCAGGAGGAAUUUGAGGAAGGAAAGGAGUGGCUUGCACGAAAGUUCUCCUUUGACAAUGUCUCCGUUGAUAUUUCAGUGUUUGAGACAAAUAUUCGAUUUGUGGGUGGAUUGCUAUCGUGCUAUGCCUUAACUGGAGAUCCCAUAUUCAAGGAUAAAGCCGUCUAUGUGGCUGAUAAACUACUGCCAGCUUUUCAGACACCCACAGGAAUUCCCCUGGCGUUGGUUAAUCUCAAAACUGGGGCCAGCAAAAAUUAUGGUUGGGCAAGUGGAGGAAGUAGUAUUUUGUCAGAAUUUGGAACACUUCAUCUAGAAUUUAUGUAUUUGAGUGAUAUCACGGGAAAUCCUAUCUACCGUGAACGUGUUCAGAAUGUUCGUCAAGUCCUUAAGGAAUUGGAGAAGCCCAAAGGAUUGUAUCCCAAUUAUCUCAAUCCGAAGACUGGAAAGUGGGGACAAUAUCACAUGUCCCUAGGUGCCUUAGGUGAUAGCUACUUUGAGUAUUUGCUGAAAGCUUGGAUUCAAUCUGGACGCGUAGAUCAGGAAGCUCGUAUAAUGUUUGACGAAGCCAUGCCACCAAUUAUUGAGCACAUGGUGAGAAAGAGUCACGGUGGAUUGAUUUAUGUAUCGGACAUGAAAUUUGACCGCCUAGAGCACAAAAUGGAUCAUUUAGCGUGCUUUGCGGGCGGAUUAUUUGGACUCGGGUCUCAGACACUCUCAAACGAAUGGUCAACAAAGUACAUGGAAAUAGCCCAUGGACUGACAAAUACCUGCCAUGAGAGUUACAUUAGGACACCCACGAAAUUAGGACCAGAAUCAUUUAGAUUCAGUGAAGCAGUUGAGGCAAAAGCUCUCAAGACUUCAGAGAAAUACUACAUUUUACGACCGGAAACAUUUGAGAGUUAUUUCAUAAUGUGGCGCCUGACGCAUCAACAGAAAUAUCGGGAUUGGGGUUGGGAGGCUGUGCAGGCUCUUGAGAAACACUGCCGAACACCCAAUGGAUAUUCAGGACUGAAGAAUGUCUACAUGGAGGAACCACAGAAGGAUGAUGUACAGCAGAGUUUCUUCCUUGCGGAGACACUCAAGUAUCUGUAUCUCCUGUUCUCAGAUGAUUCGUUCAUUCCACUAGAUGAGUGGGUUUUCAAUACUGAAGCCCACCCGCUGCCCAUCAAGGGAAUUAAUUCACUGUAUCGAGCAGCACCUAUGACAACACCUAGUCAACCUUAAGUACCAUUUAUCCCUUUUGCCCUACAGUAAGCUUAAUUAAUUAAAAAAAAAGGAGCUUACUGCUCUUUGAGUUCGUAAUAUAAUGCAAGUCCCUUAAAGAUCCCCGAAAAGUAAAAGGUUGUCCGAAAGGAGAAGUUGCAUGUUUUUAGGUCGAGAUUAAAUGAAUGUAUGAAAUUUGAGAAAGAAACUAGGUUUAUGUAAUGUAAUAAUUACAGAUAGUAUGAAAUGUGCCAAAAGACUAGGCAAAUUGAGUUAAAAAAAAAGAAAUUAUAAAAUAUUCAAAGUAUAGAGAGAUCGACAAAAAAAAAGAAA
Phlebotomus papatasi is the source of this 2345-nucleotide messenger RNA. Its product is annotated as mannosyl-oligosaccharide alpha-1,2-mannosidase IA-like. Gene Ontology annotation, molecular function: mannosyl-oligosaccharide 1,2-alpha-mannosidase activity; calcium ion binding. The record is from RefSeq and is a predicted model, not a curated record. The transcript has 6 exons. Gene Ontology annotation, biological process: N-glycan processing; carbohydrate metabolic process. Bases 117 to 2033 code for a protein of 638 amino acids. Gene Ontology annotation, cellular component: endoplasmic reticulum; Golgi membrane. NCBI's taxonomy places the organism in Eukaryota, Metazoa, Arthropoda, Insecta, Diptera, Psychodidae.